AUGGAUUAAGAGAAUGCAAAACUAGCUUAGGAUUAUUAAGUAUAGAAUAAUAUCCCUUUACUAUAAGAUCAAUAAUAAGAAAAUAAUCAAUAUUAUUCUCCUUAUAAUAAUUAAGUUUAAUAUGUAUAGUAAUAGGUGGCUCAAUAACAAUAAUUAUCAAAUUCUUAUUAAGGAAUUAAUCUUUAAGGUGAUCAAUAUUAAGUAAAUCAAUAACUUUAAUAAUAAAAUCCUCAAUUAUAAUAAAUAAUAUAGCCCUACCAACCAAAUACUAAUCAAUAAUAAAUAACAGGGAUUGUUAUCUAAACCCCUUAAAUCUAUAAUGUAUUUUUUAUCAAUAAUUUAUUACUUAAAGCUUAUUAGAAAUGCCUCUGGAUUUAGAACUCCAACAUUAAUAUCAUGCCCCUACUGUAAUAAAAAUGCCGUUACAAAUGUUCACUUCAAAUCAGGUGAUGAUACAUUUUGCAUGGCUGUGUUAUUAUGUCUUUGUUUUGGAUUAUUAUGCUUAAUUCCCUUAUUAUCUUCAGAUUGUAAAGAUGCAUAUCAUCGAUGCAGUCAUUGUGGAAGAACAGUAGGAUUUACUCCAUACCAAGCCUGCUAAUGA
Molecule: messenger RNA, 601 nt
Organism: Paramecium pentaurelia
Lineage: Eukaryota; Ciliophora; Oligohymenophorea; Peniculida; Parameciidae
Source: the annotation of a GenBank genome assembly